Messenger RNA from Galleria mellonella (greater wax moth), 6808 nucleotides. Its product is annotated as protein FAM13A. Bases 847 to 2502 code for a protein of 551 amino acids. The transcript has 11 exons. The record is from RefSeq and is a predicted model, not a curated record. Lineage: Eukaryota; Metazoa; Arthropoda; Insecta; Lepidoptera; Pyralidae.
UCGCCCGGUGCUCACGGCUAGUCGUUUACGCCCGACAUUGCGUUAUACGACGCCACUCCUUAGCUAUUAUUUGAUUACAUACUGUUAUAAAACGCUAAACGUGUCCAAUAUAUCCAUAUAACAGAGAUCUCACCAUAAAGCUGCUCAUCAUAAAUAAUAAUAUUAUUUUUAAAGUGAAUGCUACCAACAACUAUCAUGAUGAUAGACGAUAAUUGAACACUACCAAAUUACUUGGUUUUAUUAAAAAAAAAAAAUUGUCGAGUGACGAAUAUUAAUAACGAAAUGGGGAAACUCCAUUAAGCGUAGAGGGCUAACGGGCUCUUAAAAGCACAUUCAAUCUAUCAAUGCUAAAUUACAGACUAGUGUCAACACAUUUCUUGAAGCAACCGUAAAUUUUGAACUCGAAAAAUUAUAUUGACUGUUCGCGUGGUGCCAAUAUGUGCCGGGAUCGUGACAUGUCGGCGCAAAGGAGUGAUAUCAUCAAAUAAAACUAUAUCGUAUAAAUAAUAAAACCCAUUAGACAUUAAUAGAUAGUUCAGUGUCAAGUUCUCCGUCAAGACGGCGCGCGAAUUCGCACCGCCGUUUCGUUUUGUUUCUUUCAUUUUGUUUUACAUAAAAGGAUAAGCAAUAAACCGGUUACACAGUGUUUGUUUGUGGAUUCCCGGGGGAUUAGCCGCUAAGCGGGCCCCACUAGCGCUAACCUGGCCAGCCGCAGUCGGGACAACAUUUCCAGGAUAUUGAACUCCAUAGUUGGCGCUGUAAGAUACUGUAUUAAUCCUCACAUUGACGGUCGAAAGCUUUCGGGGGAUUUAUUUUGAAGUCUAAAGUUUUAAGUCAGAAGCGAACAUGGUACAAUUGGAAAUCGAGCAGGGUUACGGGCACGAAAGAGAGUGUCCGUCCGAGCAGCGGAUUGUAAUAUCUGGGCACGGGUGGCGUACACAGUGCUGCGAGCGAGACGAGCGACCGGAGAAAGAGACAGAAGCAAUGGCUGCGCCAGAGUGUGAGCGGGAGGCGCGCAAGCGGCGCGAACGCCGCGAUUCCGGUGGCGUCCACGAGAGGAAAGAAAGGAGGUCCCGCAGUGAAGAACGUCUACCCCCACCACCUCCACCGCCGCCACUACAGGACUACAACCGACUUGAGUCGGAGCGUCGUGCUGAGCGGUUGUCCCGAGCACGUCAUCCACAAUUCGGCAUGAAGCGUCGACGUGCGACGAAGCCACAUAAGAAUCCAAAAGAAAACGAUGGCUUCACAAUCACCGAUGAAACAAACAAUAUUCAAUUAGAAUUCGCCUGUUCUGAUCUACGGAAUCGUCAAAUCAGCGAUGAACCUGAGACUCUGGACGUUGCGGCGCUGCAGCGUCAGGUCGGAAGAGUGGCGAGUGUCGAUAGCACCGAUGGCGACGUCGUUUUGGCUGUCGUCGAGCGUGUUCGGCGCGAUGAGCGCAGCGCUGCAGCCAGACCGAAACCGCGCCGCGAUCAAAUUUGUCCGGAGACGAGACUAACGAAAAUUCACAGAAAAAUGAACGCCCUAAAGAAGAGCAUCGCAAAGUACGAAAGCGAAUAUGAAGCGAACAAUGGCCAUGCACUGACACCAAGCGAUCGGAUUACUGAUAUUCAAUUGACAAGAAUGUAUGAGAAAAUACGUAAAUUACAAACAGAGAAACGAUUGAUCAGAGCAGAUCCAGUAGAAUAUACCAUAAAACUUCAUGCGGCCAAACAACAGAAGGAGAGAGAUCAAAAGCUCAGUAUCGCCUUGAAGAGUGACAAACCUAUGGCUGAACUUGUUCUGGAUAUUGAAGAGUGGCUUGAAGGCAGUCGUCAAGCAUCCGGCCGUUCUGGGUUACCAGAAUCCAGCUGGUCUCCCGAGGAAUGGGCUGCAGAGAAGCAUUGUAUACAGCGAGCAUUGUGCCGUCUGGAGACUGCUAGGGGCAGACCAGCAGCUAACACUCCAGACCGCGACGCGGCUAGACCUCUAUACGACAGAUAUAGAGACGUCAAGAAAUGUGUCUCCAAUUUGAGAUCUGACGCAGCAAAAGGAGCUAAUGGUGAGCUCGCAACCAUACACGAGCAUGAGGCGAUGUUAUUCAGUGUUGAUAGCUCCAGUGACUCGCAAGAGAAACCAUCAGAUUCUUCACAGGAGACUGUAGAAACGCCCCUGCAGUCACCUCCGAACCGUGAGGGUACUGGUAUCGUGAGUGGAGAGGAUAGGCCGUCCUCAACUUCGUCCGCACAGUCCGGGGAGGAGCCUGGCCCUUCAAACGAGGGGCUACAUUGUCUCGGCCUCGAUGACCUCGCCAAGGCACUUACAGAGGCCAAAAUGCAGAAAGGUGUGCUCCGUCGCAGCAUCAAGGAGUACGAAUUAAGUUUCGAAGUGCAAAAUUGUAGAAAAGUUCAAAGGGACGACAAGAAGGGCCGCGAGGAGGAAUAUCUUCGGUACAAAGCCGUUAAAGCCAGGAUUAAGUUGUUAAACGCCCUUAUUGAUAAACAAAAGCGUUUGGCUUAAGCACCUUUGUAAACUCUUUGAUCAUAUUAGCUUGCUUUAAUCUUGUAAUCUUGUUUUGAUUAUAAAUCAACAGUUGUAUGGUAGAGAGACUUAAUCACACAGUCCAGAAAAUAUUGUAUAAUAUGACUGUAUAAAUAUAAUAUACAUUAGUCUUUAGUAUUGUUUAGUAUGCAAUAUAACAAGGAAACCUAAUGAGAUAAAAAUGAAUAUAUAAAGAAUGCAUUAAUUUUUCUAGGUUAAUUAUGAAAAAAAAUUAAUCUAAAAUUACAUAAAACAUCAGUGACGAAAUUAAAGAUCUAAAUUUUCGUAGUAUUUUUUCUCUUUUUAGUAACUGUAGUUUUAAAGGUGUUUAAGGCAAAAAAAUGUAUCGUUGCUUAAAAAUUGCGCUCGUAGUUAGCUCCAGAAAUUAAGGCAAGUCUUAUCGAUGACUUCCUAACAUUCACUGAAAGUUAUUAAACUAAAAACUAACGUCAUCCAUUACUGAGACUGUAAAUAAUAUAUCUGAUAUGAAUUUGUAUUACCUAUUGAAGCCAUUUAUGUCACAAACGAAAUGUAGGCAAACAUUGCGAAAUAUAAUUUAUUAUUUGAAAAUUGUAUAGUGCCAAAAUGUUUUUCUAUACAAUUUUAUGAACUUAUUAGUGGAUUUAUAUUUAUACCAGUGUCACAACUAUAUAUCAGAUUAUCAGUUAUAUCUAAGUAUAAUAAAUAAUAAAGCAAUUUUAUUAAAUGAUUUUUAGGUUAUACCUACAUAUGUAAUGACGCCCCAUUAUACUCUGUACGUAAUAGUAUGGUGUGGGUAACAGGCCACUAAAACAACAGAUUAGAAAAAAAAUUCGUAUUACUAAAAAGUAACAUGGAUUGCAAAACAUUUAAUUAUGAGAAUCAACAAUGACUUUGACUUGAAAUAUCUCGCUCUUUUGAGAAACUUAUCUUUUGUCAGAGUCUUUGUAAAGACUGUCAAAAUAUUGCAUUUCUCUAUACCUUAGCGUUGUUGAAAAUCAAAAAUUUUUGAUUUUUUCUAAGUCGGUUUAAUAUAAUAAAGUCAGUUUACAUCAUUAUGACUAAAGCGUUUGUUUGUUUAAAAAAUUGCAUUGUACUUGCUGAAAAGAAAAGUUGUCAGUUCUCUUUAUACAGUGGCGACUGUUUUUAUUUAAAGUUGCUAGUUGUCAUAAAUAUUUUAAAACCUAUAAACAGUGCAAGGUGAUAACUAUUUGAAUAAUGUAAAAAGUCUUACACUACGUAGUAAGAUAGAUAGCACCUCCUACCUUUGAGUGAACUUUUCAUUCUUCUUCGACCACUACGUAUUGUUGGUUUAGAUCAGCACGAAAAUAAUGCACGUGCGUUUAAAUAAAAUUUAGUCCUUGUUGUGGAGUUCCGGGUGCAAUAUGUGAGAUCUGACCUACUGACAUGAAUGUAUGUAGGUAUAUUAUAUUUAUUCGCUAAAUCGAAUGAAUAUUAUUGUAAUAAUAAUAUCUAUUGUUAAGAUAACUUUACAUUGGAUUAAUGUCGGUGCCGAGAAUUGACACGUACAGUCAGUGGACUGAGUCCAAAAAUAUCUGGCGGGAAUUUUUGAGUCAAUGUUGACUGGCGAUAUCCACUGCACUGAUGAAUCGAUUUACACCGUUGCAGAGCGAGUCAGCAUUGAUUUUAUCUCGAGUAUCGAGUAACUGACUCAAUGUAAGCCUGUACACAGGAAUGACACGAAUUACGCUUUCAAAUAAAAUGUUUUUAAUUACAAAUGUUCAUUCAGAUAAAAUUGUGUGAACAACAUAUUUACCGUUCAGGUAUAUUUACAUUGGGUCAGUUACAUAUGUGAAUAUAGUGCUGAAAAUGUACUUAUAUGUACACUCAGUCAAAUUGACUUCUAAUGAGAAUUUUAAACAUGAUAAUGACACGACAGUGCUGCCAGUGCAGCUUUGUUGCAGGAUAUGGUUCGAAGAUCGUAUUUAAAAUAAAUUUAUACCAUGUCAGUGGCAGGUUAGACAGUAGUGACCUGUCUAGAGUUUGAGAGUUUGAAGUCAGCAAGUGAUCAAUGUAAACCAGCAAUUAGGAGGGAAUUAUACUUGUUGCUACAAUACGUCGGCUAUUAUAUGUAACAUCGUACUUAGAAAGAUCGUAGAUUUGUAAAAUUAUAUGAUAUGAUAACAUCGUAUUAUUGUUAAAUUAUAUCAUUGUAACGAUAUAAUAAAUUAACUAUGACAAUUUACUAUUUUAAGGACAAUGCGUGUAAAGAAAUAUGGCGGCUAACUAAUAAUUAAUUACUUUAGCUAUUCGUUCUGUUCUUGUUUUUUUUUUUUCAUGAAAUCUCUGUUAAUAAUAUAGAUCACACGUUAUUUAAGAUUUUAAAUUUAUUAGAAAAAUCAUCGUUUGUUAUUUUUCGAUGCAUUUUUACAGUCAACUCUCUGAUCACCGACUUUUAAGUAGCUGAACUUAGUGUAAUAUGCACUACCGCAGAAUCUUUAUAUACAGUUGAAUGUAUACAGUAAAUUAUAUAUAUUUUCUGUAGGAUUAUUGGCAUCAUUAGAUUACGACUUUACUAACUGCAUUUUUUCUUGAGGCUUUGCGGUUUAUUGUCCAAAAACGUGAAAUUCUCCUUUGAGUAUGUUUUUUAUCCAUACCUUCAUGUUAACUUCAGCCUGGCUUACAUUAUGAAAGUAGUUCCGUGCUGCUUGCAUUAAACUAGUAUCGUAAAUUUAAAUUAACUUUAUAGAACUAGUUUCGAAAAGUUGUUUAGUUUUUUUAUUGAUAUCCAGUAUUGCUAAAAUUAUGGUCCAACAAAAUAAAAAAAUUGCGAUAUUUAAACGAUGAAACUAGUUUCUUGACAUUAUGUUAAUAAUCUAAAUCAAGCUUAAGAGUAUACAGUAAAUAAUGAACUAUGAGUAGCUUGUCCUUUCUACAGAACAUACUUUGUUAAAAAUAAUUCCGAGAUUAUCUCUUGUUUGGGCAGGCCCAUAUGGAAAAAUGAGUCUUUUAUGUAGUGUUUGGACCCUUUCUUUCAAAUCAAGAAUUUUGUAUAAAAGAAAAAGAACACAUCAAUGGCUAAAGUAGAUUUAUUGGACGUUUGACGAGUUGAUGAUGAAUAAGAUGAUUAGAUUACAUCUAGGAAUUUCUGUAAUCGCAAUAAAAUGUUGUCUUGAGACUUUUCUAGUAUCGUUAUUGGGAGAUUAGUCUGAUAUGUAAAUAAGUACAAAAUCAAUAAAGCAAUUGAUAAAUUGAAACUAUUUAAUAAUAUAUUAAGUAACUAACUUGAAUACAGUUGUUCAAUAUUGGAAACUGUCAACUGUAUGAAUAAACAUCAACAAGUUUCUGAUGAUACAGAUAUCCAGAGGUAUUUAUGAAAAUAAAACGAUUCAUGACGGCAUUGCUUGAUAAAUCGUAACUUUAAAGAGCUUAUAAUACAAACGGGAUCAUGAACACGAAAUGCUAUAGAUAGUAUCCCAUAAAGUCGGUUGUGUGCUGCAUAAUAUACGCAGGCAGCAUUUUCAAUACACCAAAAUAUUGAAACACUAAAAGUUAUGUAUCGAUAUACGACACAGUAAAGUCCGACUUAUAAGGUAAGGACAAUAAAUUUAGGUUACAAAAUGAACGUGCUCGGCUCACAAGGCUGCUAGCGAAGUGCUAAAUCAAUAAGUAAUUUAAUAUAUCUUUAUUAGAUAUUAAAAUCAUUACUAUUAAAAAUGCUUGUAAUUAAAUUUACUUAACUAAAAAAUAUUCUUAUUAAAAAAAAAAUGCUCAUCGCUAGUAGUCUGUCAAGCAAUCAUGGACAAGACCCUACGACCAAUAAGACAAAAUACAGAGACAGGUCCUUUAUUUGAUUAAUAAAUGUUAUAAUGAAAUAUUUGUAACCGGCUCGAUAUUAUUGAAUUCUUAAUUGUUAUGUGUAUGUAGUCACACUAUAUUCGUUCUACUUUAUAUGUUGCAUGUAUUCCUUUUAUAUUUUAUGUGUAUGUUAAUUUAUACUCUUUUAUUAUAUUGUAGGUAAGUGGGUCUUAUAGAAUAUGACCUUUCUCUGAAAGAGAUUAACAUUAUACAAAUUAAUUAGGCGAUUAAUGGUGAUAUAGUGUUUACUCACUGUGAUUUUAUUCUAAUCAUUCUUGUGUGACAAGAAAUUGAAAAUGUUUUGUUACUGUUGUGUAGACGUUAUGUACCUUUCAUUACCGUCUGCAAUUUUGUUCUUUUACAGAAUUGACUCUUGAGUAAUAUGUCUGUUUACGAUAUUAUCUAUCCUGAAUUAUAAAUUUAUAAUUCUCGCCUUCACCGAAUUGUAUACUGGUGAAUGUGCACUAAUAAAUGAAAUGAAUGUUAA